This is a messenger RNA of Striga asiatica, 1785 nucleotides long. The record is from the annotation of a GenBank genome assembly. NCBI's taxonomy places the organism in Eukaryota, Viridiplantae, Streptophyta, Magnoliopsida, Lamiales, Orobanchaceae.
AUAUGUAAGCUAAUUAUCAAUCUACUUAACCUUUCAUCAUUAUUAGGUUUCCUCUCCCUCUCUCUAAAGUAGUGAAUUUUGGUGGUGUUUUUUUCUUAUAUUUAAGACCCAUCUUCCCCCACCAUUCCAUUCUUCCCCUCGCCCACCCAUACCAUAUAUGUAUGUAUAUAAUUGGGCUUUUUCAUUUUCUUUUCUAUUUUCGAUUACCAAACGAAACCCUAUUUUUAUGUUCACAUAAUAUCGGGCCGGGCCAACAACUAGAAGACACUGCGUGAACGCUUAGGGUUUCAAGUCCCGAGAACAACUUUUAUUCUCUUUUUUUUUUUUCUGUGUUUGUCCUUUUCUUGUCCCCUACUUUUGUUUUCUUACUUAUUAUCUUGGGUUUCGGGCCAUAUACUUCUUCACAAAGUGCAAGAUCGAAUUGCUGAAUCUCAGAUCACUGGGAUUUUUCACAAAAAUCUCAAGGUGUGAGGUUAAAUACUAAGUAUGAAUACAUUGACACACGUUCCUCCUGGCUUCCGAUUCCAUCCCACAGAUGAAGAACUGGUCGAUUAUUAUCUUCGGAGAAAGGUUACAUCGAGGAAUAUUGAUUUAGACGUGAUCAAAGAUGUCGAUCUGUACAAAAUCGAGCCAUGGGAUCUUCAAGAGCUAUGCAGAUUAGGAAGAGAAGAGCAAAGCGAUUGGUACUUUUUUAGCCACAAAGACAAGAAAUACCCGACUGGUACUCGCACGAAUAGAGCCACAAGUGCUGGAUUUUGGAAAGCAACGGGUCGUGAUAAGGCGAUUUAUUCGAAGCAUGAUUUGAUUGGGAUGAGGAAAACUUUGGUUUUCUACAAAGGAAGAGCCCCUAAUGGUCAGAAAUCAGAUUGGAUAAUGCACGAAUAUCGACUGGAGAGUGAUGAAAAUGGAAAUAGCGGUCAAGAAGAAGGAUGGGUGGUGUGCAGGGUUUUCAAGAAAAGGAUAGCGUUGACCCAAAAGCUAAACGAGCACGAGUGGUAUGACUCUUUGAUGCCAGAUCAGAUGGAAUCCCCCAAACAACCCUACAACAAAGAUGAGAUGCAAAUGCAAAUGCAGAUGCAGAUGCACUACCCGGGAAACCCUCAUCAUUUUCUUCAUCAUCAACUUCCAGUUUUACAAAACCCUAAUAAGAUGCUCCAACCACAUGCUUCUGGGCCCGCUUUCGAAUCCUUGAUCAACAUCAAUAUCAAUAAUAAUAAUACUAAUAAUAAUAAUAGUUUGCAAACCCUAGACAACCCCAAUUUCCAAGCGGAUUACAACAACAACAGCCAAGGGUCGGAGGAUCAAGUGACGGAUUGGAGGUUGCUAGACAAGUUUGUGGCAUCUCAAUUGAGCCAUGACAAAGACAACCAUCAUGCAUUCACACCAACUCAGGAUUCGAACUUAGUCUCGAGAGAUUUGAACAAGCAACAAGAUAUGACACAACAAAAUAAUGCUUCAACUUCCUCCUCAACCGACCAAAUCCAUCUUUGGAACUCACACUAGCUACUGCCUGCCUGUUAUUCUAUGUUGAUUAUCAUCAAACAAGCCUGUCAUAUUAAUUAUACACUUAAUUUCUUGUAAAUAAUAAAACUCAUUGAUAAUGUAACAUGUGUAUUCAUCUUAAGUAUGUCCCUUUCAGUGUAAUUAAAUUAAUGCUACGCUCAUCAAAGGACAUACUAGUGUUUGAAACAUAAUUGAGCGUGAUUUAAGUCAAACUGUAUUUGUAACAGACGACAAUUAAAUGAUGAUGUUAUUAAUUAUAAUUAUAUAUGUAUGGAGUUGUUU